This is a messenger RNA of Erigeron canadensis, 1088 nucleotides long. RefSeq names its product glycine-rich cell wall structural protein 1.8-like. The record is from RefSeq and is a predicted model, not a curated record. The transcript has a single exon. NCBI's taxonomy places the organism in Eukaryota, Viridiplantae, Streptophyta, Magnoliopsida, Asterales, Asteraceae. The coding region runs from base 1 to 897 and encodes 298 amino acids.
AUGUUCCCUUUUUGCAUGUGGUUAGCCCACUUGUUCACCGGAAACCACCCUUUCCAAUGCCUAUAUAUAGGUAACCAUUUUCAUGCAAAUCUCCACAACUCACACUCAUUUACAUUCACAAUGCCGAUUCACAAAGUUUCUAGUGUGGUUUUCUUGGUGUUAUUGGGUUUGGGCCUUAAUGUGGCUACUAGAACUCUUUUGACUUAUGAAGAGAGUAUUCCAUACACUCAUGGAGAUGUAGCAGGAGGUGGUGGUGGUGGAGGUGGAGGUGGUAGUGGUGGCGGAGGUGGUGGCGGUUAUGGGCCUGGAGGUGAACAUGGGGCGGGAUAUGGAGGUGGCGCUGGAAAAGGUGGUGGUGCAGGGUAUGGUGGUGGAGCGGUAGGAGGAGGAGGAGGUGGAGGGGGUGGUAGUGGAGGUGGUGGUGGUGGAGGAGGAGCGCAAGGUGGAGGCGGCUAUGGUGGAGGUGAAGGAGGUGGGAGUGGUGGUGGACAUGGUGGCAUAUCAUAUGGUAGCGGAUCAACCGGAGGUGGAGGUGGUGGUGGUGGUACUGGUGGUGGUGGUGGUGGAGGGGGAGGAGGAGCUCAUGGUGGAGGUUAUGGUGGAGGAGAAGGAGGGGGGAUCGGUGGUGGAUUUGGUGGUGCUGGAGGCGCUGGUGGUGGUGGAGGACAUGGUGCUGGUGGUGGAGGAGGAGCUGGCAUUGGAGGAGUUGGGGGAAGUGGAUAUGGUAGGGGAGGUGGAGAAGGAGGGGGUGCUGGAGGAUCAUACGGUGGAUAUAGCGGAGGAGGUGGAGGUGGUUCCGGAGGAGGUGGUGGAGGCGGUGGUGGUGUAGGUGAGCAUGGAGGUGGUAGCGGCGGUGGAAGUGGCGAAGGUGGUGGACAUGGUGGCUAUAUUCCUUGAAGGAAAUAUACCUACUCUUGGAUUCAAUGUCAAAAAUGGACAAUGACUACAUUCUUCAAUAAUAUAACUAAUGAACAAAAAUAGAUGCAUGGACGCAUGCUUCAAUUUGUAAUCUUCUUUCAUGUGUGUUUGAGUUUAAAUAUUUGGAUGUUUGUUAUUAUAUAUCAAGAGUUAAUCUAUUUUACCAUCAA